Molecule: messenger RNA, 3176 nt
Organism: Oncorhynchus mykiss (rainbow trout)
Lineage: Eukaryota; Metazoa; Chordata; Actinopteri; Salmoniformes; Salmonidae
Source: RefSeq, a predicted model, not a curated record
AGCCAACAACCUAUGCGCUGUGUUGUAGAAGGACAGAGGGGGAAGGGAGACUGGAUAGGGUACGAGAGUAAGGAGGCGGCGGGCGAUGUUCUCUCGUUCUACCGGAUCUUUCAUUCUAAGGAUAGAGAGAGAGAGCGGGUGACUGGACUGGAGGAGAGGAGCAGCGCACAAGCGAGUGAGCGCUUGAGAGAGAGAGAGAGAGAGAGAGAGAGAAGGAGGAGGGAGGGCCAAGAGCUAUUGUUCAUGUUUUCCCACGAACAAAGGACUUAUCUGGGUCUGUACGUAAAAUCGACUGCAGGCUUGUGUCCACCGACAAGGCCUCAUGAGGGAUAAAAUAACCUAUUUCUCAUUGUCCGUAUUUUCUGGUCCAGUAUUCCCGUUAUAAUAUUUGUUGGUUUAUUCUAAAAACGUGGGACGUACUACGUUACGACGAACCAGUCAGCCACCGUAGCGUUUUACGCAAGGAGCGUGCUACACGGUAGCUACUCGCCCAGUUCUGUAAACAUCAUUCUUUGGUUGGGACUUCUCUUGCAGGCUGUUCCUCCAAGUCAUUCAAGCUGUACUCUCCAAAGGAGCCCCCCAACGGCAGCUCCUUUCCCCCGUUCCACCCCGGCACCAUGCUGGACAGAGACCUGGGCCCAACCCCCAUGUACCCCCCCUCAUACCUGGAGCCUGGAAUAGGGAGACACACACCAUACGGGAACCAGACAGACUACAGGAUAUUUGAGCUCAACAAACGGCUACAGAACUGGACAGAGGAGUGUGAUAAUCUGUGGUGGGAUGCGUUCACUACAGAGUUCUUUGAGGACGAUGCCAUGUUGACCAUAACCUUCUGUCUGGAGGACGGGCCCAAGAGAUACAUCUCCUCCUCCUCCUCCGCAGCGAUUGGCCGGACGUUGAUCCCGCGGUACUUCCGGAGUAUAUUUGAGGGGGGUGCCACCGACCUCUACUACGUGUUGAAGCACCCCAAAGAGUCCUUCCACAACAACUUCGUCUCGCUGGACUGUGACCAGUGUACCAUGGUUACGCAGAACGGAAAACCCAUGUUCACACAGGUGUGUGUGGAGGGUCGUCUGUACCUGGAGUUCAUGUUUGACGACAUGAUGAGGAUCAAGACGUGGCACUUCAGCAUCCGACAGCACCGCGAACUGAUACCGCGCAGUAUACUGGCCAUGCACGCCCAGGACCCCCAGAUGUUAGACCAGCUGUCUAAGAACAUCACCAGAUGUGGACUGUCUAACUCCACCCUCAACUACCUCCGACUGUGUGUGAUUCUGGAGCCCAUGCAGGAGCUGAUGUCCAGACACAAGACCUACAGCCUCAGCCCCAGGGACUGUCUCAAGACCUGUCUCUUCCAGAAGUGGCAACGCAUGGUGGCCCCGCCAGAGGAGCCGGAGAGGCAGGCUCCCACUGAACCAGCCAGACAGGCCCCUAAUAAGAGGAGGAAGCGUAAGAUGUCAGGCGGCAGCACCAUGAGUGCCGGAGGAGGAACCAACAACAACAACAACAAGAAGAAGAGUCCAGCGAGCAGCUUCCCCCUGUCCAGCCAAGUACCAGACGUGAUGGUGGUGGGAGAGCCCACCCUGAUGGGAGGGGAGUUCGGGGACGAGGACGAGCGCCUGAUCACGCGGCUGGAGAACCAACAGUUCGACGCGGCCAACGGCAUCGAUGACGAGGACAGCUUCAACAACAGCCCCGCGCUGGGCGCCAACUCUCCCUGGAACAACAAGGCCCCAUCCAGCCAGGAGAGCAAGAGUGACAACCCUACGUCUCAGGCCUCACAGUAGAGGAGGGGAGGGAGGGGAGGGGCUUCCAUAGUCUUAAAGGGGUUUCCUCUCCUUGUGGGUGUGUGUCAAUUGUCUGUAGUGGCUUCCUGACUGUUCUUAUGUUUUCCUCUUAAAGGGGCAAUCCGCAGUGGAAAACAUAACUUAGUGUCACCUCUACUUCCUGUUUUAGUAAAAAGCUGAGAGAUGGGCCUGGAGACGUGUAACCACUCUAAAAUUCAUAGACCGCUAUGGGUACAAGGACUGACCAUCCAAGACAUAACAAACAUAUAUAUAUAUAUAUAUAUAGUUUUAAGCAUGUUUUGAGGCUAUACCGUUUUUCAUUAGAUGGUUACAGAGUAAACCACAUUGAUAUUGUGGGUUGUGACGGGGUGCGUCAGUUGAAUUAAGCCCCUGAGACAACAGGUACAUAUCAUUCAUUCAGAAGUCCAAAAAAUGGCUGUAGGGACUACGGAUUGCCCCUUUUUUAAUAGGGAUUUUUAUCUUGGCCUGUGGAGUAGACGGAGGAUCCCACUGGUUGAUAAGAGGUUACCUUUCCCUGUCUACCUUCCUACAUCAGUUCUGAUAUGAGAGCUUGGUAGGUGACAGGAAAUGACUGAGAGCUAUUACUUAUAGGGGCCUCCUCCAGACCUGGCUCUCCUAGCUGGUCUUUUAAGGAGAGACCUGAGGAGAGGGAAGACGCUUGGGACAGUUGAGAUGCACCCAGGUAGGGGUGCAGGAAGGGGUGGUGGGGUAGGGAGAGGGCGGGGGAGGGGGACACGAGGACGACUCACACAUCUACCUUCAGAAGAAUCAUGGUCACUAGAUAUGGAGUCUUAACUCUGGUCCACUCUGCUGCUGCACUGUGUGUGUGUGUGGCUGUUACUUGGUCAGAACUAAAGCCUGGACUGUGCCAAAGCUAGCGGACCGGAGUUGAGAUCCAAUCAGUUUAAAAUGCUUUCUCACACACACAGACACACACACACACACACACCAUUGAAGGAGUACUGAUCCAACCUUUUAACAGAUAACAGAAAGCAUUUAAACAACAACAACAUUUUAGAGUUUUCUACCAGUCUCUAUUUCCCUAGAAUGUUUUUAUUUUAUUUUCUACUCCUGCAUUUCAAACCUACUUUUUAUUUCUUCUUUUUUACCGACGAUAUUCAGAAGCUAACAGACCAAGGAGCCAGAAAACAGGACUAUUCUACCCUCCCCCCUGACAAAAUAUAUUUGGUCUGUUUUAAUAUCUUUUAUGUUUUAAAGAGAAAUAAUUGUGGAUGUUUUUUGAGAUUGAUUUUCUCCUGGUUUUUCGUGUAUUUGUGCUUGUAUAUUUAAGGUAGUAGCAACGUCCUGUACGACUGUAUCCCGACUUAGAGGUUCCUGAAGACAUUCUGAUCUGAUGGAAAGAAAUGA